UAUUAAUUUUGUUUUUCUUGUUUCAGCAGCACCAUGAGCGGCAACAAGCAGGACCUGCUGCUGUUCUUCGACCGGCCCACGGAGCCCUGCUUCAUGCAGAAGGGCGACAACAAUUCCGUCUUCCAACUCCCAGACAACUACUACCCGGACAAAUACAAGAGCGCAUCAACUCAGCUGGAGAGCAAGUUCGGCUCGGGCUCCGGGCGCUCCAUCCCCGUCCGCAACAUCGCGCUCCCGGACCUGACGCUGCCCAUGCAGCUGCCCUACAACGACCAGUUCUCGCUGUUCGUGCCCGCGCACCGCCAGCUCGCGGGGAAACUCAUCGACAUCUUCAUGAACAUGCGUGAUGUCUCCGACUUGCAGUCGGUGUGCUCGUACUGUCAGCUGCGCAUCAACCCGUACAUGUUCAACUACUGCCUCUCUGUGGCCAUACUGCACAGGCCAGACACCAAGGGGCUGAACAUCCCCACAUUCGCGGAGACCUUCCCCGACAAGUUCGUGGACCCCAAGGUGUUCCGGAAGGCUCGCGAGACCACCAGCGUCGUGCCUGAUGGCUCCAGGAUGCCAGUAGUUAUCCCACAAAACUACACGGCCGCUGAUGCUGAACCCGAGCAGCGCGUGGCAUACUUCCGCGAGGACAUUGGCAUCAACCUGCACCACUGGCACUGGCAUCUCGUCUACCCCUUCGAGGCAGCCGACAGAAACAUCGUCAACAAGGACAGAAGAGGCGAAUUAUUCUACUACAUGCAUCAGCAGGUCAUCGCUAGAUACAACUUUGAGCGUCUCUGCAACAACCUACAAAGGGUGCAGCGCUACAGGGAUUUCCGGGCCCCAAUCGAAGAAGGAUACUUCCCUAAACUGGACUCGCAGGUCGCGUCUCGCGCCUGGCCACCCAGGUUUUCUGGCAGCACCAUCAAAGACCUGGACCGGCCGGUGGACCAGAUCCGCGCAGACGUGUCCCAGCUGGAAACCUGGCGCGACCGCUUCAUACAGGCGAUCGAGGAGGGCGCUAUUGAUCUGCCAAGCGGCCGCAAGCUCCCCUUAGACGAACAGACCGGUAUAGACAUCCUAGGAAACCUAAUGGAAGCGUCAGCUCUGAGCCGCAACGCCGCCAAGUACGGAGACCUCCAUAACAUGGGACACGUGUUUAUCUCGUAUGCUCACGACCCUGACCACAGACAUCUUGAACAAUUCGGCGUGAUGGGAGACUCGGCGACAGCCAUGCGUGACCCGAUCUUCUACCGCUGGCAUUCCUACGUCGAUGACAUCUUUAACCUGCACAAGGCUAAGCUCACGCCCUACAGCAAGCAGCAGCUGGACUUCCCAUCCAUCCGCGUUUCCUCAAUCAGCGUCCAAGGCCCCGCCGGCGCCAACACGUUCGCCACCCAGUGGGAGCAGAGCACCGUGGAACUGUCCCGGGGCCUGGACUUCCAGCCAAGAGGCAGCAUGCCAGCUCGCUUCACCCAUCUGCAGCAUGAGGACUUUGUCUACAACAUCGAAGUGAACAACACCAGCGGCCAGUCGCUGAUGGGCACCGUCCGCAUCUUCAUAGCCCCCGUACAGGACGAGAGCGGACAACCUCUGCCCUUCGAGGACCAGAGGCGCGGAAUGGUGGAACUUGACAAAUUCUCCGUUGGCUUGCGCCCCGGGAACAACACCAUCAAGCACAACAGCAAAGACUCCUCGGUCACCAUCCCCUACGAGCGCACUUUCCGUAGCCAGGACGCGCGCCCCGGCCAGCCCGGCACCGACCAGGCGGCCGAGUUCGACUUCUGCGGCUGCGGCUGGCCGCACCACAUGCUGCUGCCCAAGGGCACCGCCCAGGGGUACCCCUGCGUGCUGUUCGUGACGGUCACCAACUGGAACGAGGACCGGGUGGAACAAGACCUAGUGGGGUCCUGCAACGACGCAGCGUCGUACUGCGGCAUCCGCGACCGCAAGUACCCGGACAAGCGCGCCAUGGGCUUCCCCUUCGACCGCCCCAACCCCGCCAGCUCACUCUCCGACUUCCUGCAGCCCAACAUGGCCGUGCAGCAGUGCAGGAUCAAGUUCACGGAUGCUACUAGAGUCAGAGGGACGCGGUAGAUCUUAGUUUACAAACAUUGCCCUAAUCCUAACAACUUUAUUCAAUACAACAUCGUCAUCAUCAACGAACAUC
Messenger RNA from Cydia amplana, 2158 nucleotides. It is a transcript of the gene PPO1, whose product is annotated as phenoloxidase subunit 1-like. Gene Ontology annotation, molecular function: oxidoreductase activity. The coding region runs from base 34 to 2085 and encodes 683 amino acids. The record is from RefSeq and is a predicted model, not a curated record. The transcript has 14 exons. NCBI's taxonomy places the organism in Eukaryota, Metazoa, Arthropoda, Insecta, Lepidoptera, Tortricidae.